Messenger RNA from Solea solea (common sole), 1944 nucleotides. Its product is annotated as WD repeat-containing protein 5. The record is from RefSeq and is a predicted model, not a curated record. Lineage: Eukaryota; Metazoa; Chordata; Actinopteri; Pleuronectiformes; Soleidae. Gene Ontology annotation, molecular function: histone binding. Gene Ontology annotation, cellular component: Set1C/COMPASS complex. Bases 197 to 1198 code for a protein of 333 amino acids. The transcript has 14 exons.
UGUCCACAUUAUUCCCCGCUUCUCGUUGUUCCCGUGAAACAUCCACCAGCGGGUUUUUUGUCUUUUCAAUGGCCUCGUGAAUCAAAGUGCGUGCUUUUACCUCGUCAGUGGAUUAAUAAGAGAACAUUUACAGUGCGAGUUUGAAGCUGCAGUCAAAUCACGGUCUUGAACAAUAGAUGCCAAUCGUUUCAUCACCAUGGCAACAGAAGAUAAGAAACCAGAGACUGACACCAAACCUCCAGUUGUGCCGUCAGCGUCUUCCAGUCAAAGCAAGUCUGCACCCGCCAAACCAAACUACAGCCUGAAGUUCACGCUGGCCGGUCACACCAAAGCUGUCUCCUCGGUCAAAUUCAGUCCCAGUGGAGAGUGGCUCGCCAGCUCCUCUGCCGAUAAACUCAUCAAAAUCUGGGGAGCUUAUGACGGCAAGUUUGAGAAAACCAUAGCUGGACACAAACUAGGAAUCUCAGACGUGGCCUGGUCCUCUGACUCCAACCUCCUGGUCUCUGCGUCGGACGAUAAAACUCUGAAGAUCUGGGACGUCAGCUCAGGAAAAUGUCUAAAAACUCUAAAAGGCCACAGCAACUACGUCUUCUGCUGCAACUUCAACCCUCAGUCUAACCUGAUCGUGUCAGGGUCGUUUGACGAGAGUGUGAGGAUAUGGGACGUGAAGACGGGGAAAUGUCUGAAAACUCUGCCGGCGCACUCUGACCCCGUCUCUGCUGUUCAUUUCAACAGAGACGGAUCUCUCAUCGUGUCCAGCAGCUACGACGGCCUCUGUCGAAUCUGGGACACAGCGUCGGGACAGUGUUUGAAGACGCUCAUAGACGACGACAACCCUCCCGUGUCCUUCGUCAAGUUUUCUCCAAACGGCAAAUACAUCCUGGCUGCAACACUGGACAACACACUGAAACUGUGGGACUACAGUAAAGGAAAGUGUUUGAAAACAUACACGGGCCAUAAAAACGAGAAGUACUGCAUAUUUGCGAAUUUCUCCGUCACAGGUGGAAAGUGGAUCGUGUCGGGUUCAGAGGACAACAUGGUUUAUAUCUGGAACCUGCAGACCAAGGAGAUUGUGCAGAAACUGCAGGGACACACAGACGUGGUCAUCUCGACCGCCUGUCACCCGACAGAGAACAUCAUCGCGUCUGCGGCUUUAGAAAACGACAAAACCAUCAAGCUAUGGAGAAGCGACUGCUAAUUUCUUCAGCCUUCACGUUUGUUUUUGUCUCGUCGCUAACGAACAGAAAACCACAGCAGAGACAUUUUAGAGACACGCCGGUCUGUCCUCGUCUGUCUUCUGUCUCUGAUGGUGACAGUAGUUACAGUGUUUCUCUGGUGCUUCGGUGUUUUCUGUUGUUAUUUUGUAAUCGCUGUAUUAACUUGCUCACCAGCUCUCUCACACACACACACACACACUUUGUUUUUCUACAAUAAAUUUAAUGCUCAUUUCUACUUUUUUCCUUUUUUAAAGUCGAACUGUUUGUAGCAUCAGCGUCAUGGCUUCAUGUUUAAAGGUCCAGUGUGUAAACAUGUUUAUUAAAGUGAUUUUACACAUUAUUUUUGCUUCAAUUUCUGACAAAUGAAAAUAAAUUCAGCUAAAUUUUACACACUGGACCUUUUAAGUGAACCAUCUGAACAAAUAAUAACCUUUUUUUCCCCUUCAAUGUUAAUUAUUAUAAAUAACGUCAUUUUUUUUCAAGCUCAAUAAUCAGGAAGUUAGUUUAAACUUGAAAUAAUAAUAUUAAUAAUAAUGUCAUUAAAUUUAACUCCAUCUUCCCAAACAAAUGUCAGUGUUUCACAGUUACCAUGGUGACCAAAUGCAGUUCUUUUGUGAUGUAGUUUUUGUACAUAUUCACUGUCAGUGUUUGUUGUGAACGUGUGAAACGUCAGGUUCUGUGGUGAGUGACAGCUGUCACCUGCGACUCAAUAAAACACUUUUCUAUG